Messenger RNA from Somion occarium, 1103 nucleotides. The record is from the annotation of a GenBank genome assembly. Lineage: Eukaryota; Fungi; Basidiomycota; Agaricomycetes; Polyporales; Cerrenaceae.
GAGUUUCAUGAGUUUGUCUUGAACUUCACGAGCUGCAUCAGUUCUGUAGUUUCCUUCCAGCAUGCUCCCGUCGAUAACCUGUUCGCGUACUCUCCUGGGGGUUUUCUCGAGGCUCUCCCUAACAGCUCCAGCACAAGCCGCCCGCUCCUUCUCAUAUACCUCUUCGCGGUCAUAUGCCGACCUCUUGGACAUACCUGCAACACCACCACUUGAACCACCGCUUCCUGCAGAUGCGUAUCAGAAGUCAGCUUUCGAAGGAGAUAAAUUCCCAAAGGAGGGUGCUUUGCGACCGCAUCUGAACAUCAAAACCAACCCGAAUCACGGAUUGUAUGGGUUCUUUAGGAAGACUGAGGGUCCGAACGGGGAGACGAAGUAUGAGACUAUCGAGGUUAUACUUCCCGAGGGUAUGGAACCUGGUCGGUCAUGGAGCGCGGCAGAGUUGCGUCGCAAAAGCUUCCAAGACUUGCAUACUUUGUGGUAUGUUCUUCUACGGGAACGGAACCUGUGGGCAACGCAAAGAGAGGAGGGGCGUAGGCUGAGCAUUGGUAUUCAUGCACUUCGAGGGUCUACGAGAUCACACGUCGUCCGAAAAUCUAUGGCCCGUAUUAAAUACAUCCUCAAUGAACGUCGGCUUGCAUACGAAGGCGCGUUGAAGCUGCAUGCAGAGAAACGGGAAAAGAUCCUGGCUAAAGAAGCCGCGCGAAAACAACGAGAGGAACAAGCUAAAGCUCGGGAAAUUGCUGCAGCCGCUGCUGAGGCACAACCGAAAGUUGCGGAAGAAGGCAAAGCUGCGAGUUUGGCUGCUGGAGGGUUGUUUGAUAAUGCACAGGCGGCGCAGGGAACUGGAUCUCCUUCUGAUUCAUAGGCGAAGGAUGUAGUGAUAACACUUCCCGGCUAGCCUACAUUGCUUGCAGGUUUUAUGAAGUGCAAGAUGGGUAUCGCUGUAUAUUAAAUACAUGUAGGGCGCAAUCUAGACAGGUAGCGUACAUUACUCACGACUAUUUCAUUGCUUCCGAGUAUGAUGAUGCAUUAUGAGGCACUGUGCUGUUGGGCUCUUCGUCUAUCCCGCUCAUUCCACUCGUACAUUUCUUUGCUGACCCAGC